UAAAAAUUUAAAUGUAAAACAAUAAAUGUUUUACUACAAACUGCUGGGUACAUAAACUGCAGGGUGCUACAGAAACAUAUGCUUCAAAAAUUAUAAUAAAAUAUAUAACAGUUUAUAAAAUAUUUAUGAAUACUAUUUAUGAAGUUGUUAAAAAACAAUGAAUUUAUUUUGUAUUGAAAUAAAACAUUUCAAGUUGAACAGUAGGGUUAUGACUUUUUAUCAACCCAUGCUCCUGUACUGUAGUUUGAUGAACUUUUACCUAAAAAGCACAAAAAAAAACUAUUAUUUGCAUAUCUUUUCGAAAAGGUUCACCCCACCAUUGAAAAAUCGAUUUUGACAUAAGUACUAUGCAUUCAAAUGUAUUUAGAAUGUCAUAGUCAUAUAAUACAAUAAAUUUGCAAUCCAACAAUGACUCAGGCUGUUGACUUUGCUCUUGCUUCUUGCACAGGAGGAAUCGAAGGUGCAAUUUAUCUUUAUUUUUCUAUAAUGAAUAAAUUUCCUUGAUUACUUUGAUUGCACACUCUGCGCAUUGAAUACUUCUGGGUAUUCAAUGAAUGAAUAGAAUGGAUGGGUCUCCAGUGAUUUUUCAAAGAGUUUAAAACCUUUUUGUAUGGAUUCAUCAUUUCAGCCAAGUUAUUAAAAUUGUUUUUGUUGUACAAUUGGUCUGUAAACUAAUGGUCUGCCCAGCCAUACAAUGUAAAUCGACAUCUGUACUCUCUGCAGAACUGCCCUUGUUAAAGGAAUUUAAAUGAAGGCCAUAAUCGCUAGUUCAGCUUUGGAGUUUCACCUCAUGUUGAGUAUUUUCUGAAACCUGAUAAAUGGAAAAUGUUCCUUUUCCUCAAAAAUUCGGAACACUUGAGUGAGAUGAAACAAAAAUAUCUUACCAUCUCUCCAGCCUGAUGUUUCAAGAAUUAUUUUUGUUCCCUUAUCAAACUGUAUUUUCAGUUGUUCGUACUCCUUCAACAGUUGAGAUACAAAUGGAUAUUUGAUGCUUGGCUAUUGUGUUUUACUUCCAAGUCCUUCAUCCAUCACAAAACAGAGGAUUUUAUCUAAUACAUGGUGUUGACAACUAAUAAACUAAGGUUUGUUGAUGCGUUUCUUUGUGAGUAUUCAUUGCAAUAUUACAACAACAACCAUUCUUUUUUUCAGUGUUAAUGCUGGUGGUAUCUGCCACAAUCAUCUGUAUUGAAUUCCGUAGGUGAAAUUCAUCAAGGACUUUAAAAACUCUUUAAGCAAUAGUUAAAGUCCUGCCAUCUACUAAGCCAAGGACAUCCAAUUUGAUCCAUUUUUAAGGACGACCACUUGAUAAUCCCUUCUUUCUAUGUGCUUGCCAUCAAAGUGUAAGGGCCAUUUUCCAUAUACAACUUUUCAAUCAUUUCUUCCUUCAGCUUGAUUGUCUUUGAUUGUUGACUUGUAAAUAGCUGAUUGACAUGGAGAUGGUAUGUCAAUGCCUUCACAAGCCAAUUGCUUGCAUAUGUUAGCAGCUUUGUUUUGCAUAUGUUAGCACCUUUGUUUGUUGAUACUCUUGUGGAGGUCACCAAGUUGACUGCAAUUUUGCUUUUAUGAUGUUUUCUGCUUGGUGUAGGAGUUGUCUCAGCUUCUUCAUUGUUUUCAUAUGCCACUGUUUCUUUGCUUUCCACUUGGAGAUGGUACAAUCGCUUGUCCUCGAAAGAUAACCAUGUUCCAUCCACUUUAGUAAUAUCAAAAAUUUUAUUAAGGGGUUUGUAGCUUUCCCUCUUGACACAUUCAUCAUAACAUUUCAGUAUUUUAUCAAGCUUUGUUUGUAUGACUUGAUCAGAUACAUGAGAAAAAUUCAGUUUAUUCUUCCACAAUUUGGUGACUUCUUCGGAAAUUUCUGCUAUUCGCUUGUUUCAUCCAUUGAUAUUUGGUCCAAGUGGCAUACUGCACUUUUCUUCCAGUGAACAUUCUUCCAAAGAGACCAUUCUUCUUCUUUUAUUAGAGUCUUUAAAUUUUACCAGAUUAUUGGUCCAAACAUCCUUGUUCUUCUGAAUGUUACUAUUGCUAGACUUGUACACGUCAUGUGUUGCUUUUGCAAUAACUAUAAAAUUAGAUGAGCAGCUGUAUUUAGUCUAAAAUGUUUUAAAAUAUUCCAGAAAGUUCCAAAUUGUUCUACAGGUGGUUGCACCCCAAAAACCACAUGAAAGUAGGAGAGCCUAGAACUUUUUUCUUGAGAAAAAUAAUAUUUUUUAAGUUAUUACUAUUGAAAGAUAAGCUUAAAUGGGGUUCUUCCUGAUAGGUAUGGUUUAAUAUGUCUCGCUUGUUUUCUUUUGCUUGAAUGUCGAAGCUGACUCUUUUUUUUGCCAUGCACCCCAAAAACCACAUUAACUAAUUUGGCUAUAAUUUCUUAGCUGUUAAGAAUUUUAACCUGAUUUUUUGAAAAAGAUUGUUAUAAUAAGUUGCUCUUAGGAUGAUUGCAUCACUGCUAACUUAUAUUUUAUAGAACACUUCAAAUGUACUACAAAAACCACAUCAUAUGCACCCCAAAAACCACGUUGGUUUUUUGAUGAUUAUGGAAAAGAUUUAAAAUAAUUUAAUAAAAUUUUUAUAUAGUUUACUCGAAGAUUAAACUAUAUAAAAAAAUUAAGUUUCUAUUUAUCAUCCAUAAAAAAGUUUUAUUAUAUAUCUUAAUUUAUUGCGGAAAUACUGCCAUUGAAGCAUAUUAUGCUUUUUUGUUUGUUCUCCAUUUUAGAGUUUCGUUUAUUAUAUUUAUUGCAUUUGUUAAUAGUAAGUAAAAUGAAACCAACAUCUCUAUUACAUUUGCGUAUAAACAAAGUAAGAAAUCUUAGUACAAAAGCUGAUGCCACAGUUGCCAGAAAACAUACUAAUGAAAAAAAUAAGCAACUAGAAGCUGCUAUAAAUUGGUGCAAAGAAACUUACAAUGAUCCUAUGAAAUCUAAAUAGGGUAAUAAGAAACAUCUUUAUAUUUAAAUAUCCCUUUUUUUAAUCAGACUAUUGUUUUUAUAUAAGGUACUCUUUUAUAGAUUAAGUCGAUCAUUUUGGCUUUGCUUUAAUGCUAAACAUAGCAGUCCUACCAUCAAGCGACAAAGAAGAGUGCCUAUAAACCGUGCACUGAAUUGUUCAAAGGGAAAUGGCAUGUAAUCAUUUAAAUAUCAGUUUGAAAAUUUUUAUGAAUAAGUAUCAAUCUACGUUUUUAAAUAUACUUAUUUCUAUGUAAUAUAUAUAUCAGAUUAACUUGCUAAAGAACUAGUAGAAGUUGGUGUUAUGGUUAGUGAAGAGAAAAUUUAAGCAGGGGUUUGGAAUAACAUUGUUGAUACUAGUCGAAUAUUUAAUUGUGAUAAAACACCCCAAUUUAUUAACUAUGGGGUUAAUGGUACCAAAUCUGGAUUAUUUUAUGCUGGCAAAGGGGAUGUAUGUCGAAGAAUGUAUAGAGAAAACAGAGAAUGUGUCACAAUUCAACCAUUUGUUUCAUUUUCAGGGAAUAUAUGUAUGUGCCAGGUGAUUUUUAAAUGUACUGGUAUUACAAGUUGUAUGGUUCCGACAGAAGCAGCAAAUAAAAUUCCACAUUUGUUGGUUACGACAUCAGAAAAUGGAGUAUCAAACCAUGAAUCAUUCUUGGCAGCAUUGAAAGAAUUUGAUGUCUACUUAAAUGAAAAAAAUGUUAAGCGACCCAUCAUCUUAUUGUCAGAUGGACAUAGCUCAAGACUAGACUUUGAUGUUUUAUCUUUUCUUGAGUUGAAAAAAAUUCGUCUCUUUGUCACUCCACCAGACACAACAGGAGUUACUCAACUUCUUGAACAAGUAAAUAAGAACAUUCUUAGCGAGUAUCGUAAACAGAAAGACUUUAUGUUUUCAGCUAUCUGCUCCUUAAAUAAAGAAGCUUUCAUGUUAGUUCUAGCUAAUAUAUGGGACAAAUGGGCAACCAAAGAAACUAUUAUAAAAUCUGUUAGAAGGGUAGGUGUCACUGAAAACUCAUUGAGUGUUGAAUUUAUGCAAAAAGAUAAAUUUGAAAGAGCAGAAAACUGUAUUGAAGCAGAGAAACAGCCAUCUACUUUAAUUUCUUUGCCUGAUAAAAGACAUAGUUCAGCAAGUUACUGGAAAUCAAAGUUUGAACAAGCUAUGGAACUGAUUGAUGAACUUCAUGAAAAAAGUAUUCAACUGGAAGAAAUACCAGGUUUAUGGUAACCAAAAAGGUAAAGCCUAAAUUAUCAAAAGAUAUGACCUGUGUUACCCAAGUACAUGGUUCAAUGACAACAAACAAUGUAUUAACUGUAGUUGAAUCCAUAAAAAGAAUCAAAGAAAAAAAGUUAAAAGAAAAAGAAGAUGCUGCAAAAAAAAAAGAGGAAGUUAAAAAACUUUUUAUUAAAUGUAUGCUUCAAUGUAAUUGUGGAGACAUAAAAUGUAAAGCUUUCGCCUUGAAGCAGUGUCCAACCUGUUUUAAUGUUAUGAAGUCUAUUUGCAGCAAAGUAAAUUGCAAAGUAAAUGGAUGAAAUCUAGAAAUGAUUUUAUUAGCAGGUGCUAGAAAAAAAUGAACCAAUUAUUUUAAUGAGAUAUUUCUAUAAAUUUUGUGCAAAUUUAGUGAAAAAGAUUGAUUCUGGUUAAUUCUUUUUUUAAUGCACCCCAUGUUGAAUUGUAUAUUUUAAUUGUUAUUUUUACAUGUUUCCCUUCUACUUAAAAUGCAAAUGGUUUGAUUUAUGUAUAGAAUAUAUAAAAGAUAAGUUAACUAGAUUGGAGUUGCAAACUUAGUCUAAAAAACCACUAUUUUAUAGCAAUUAUUCUUAAAAAUUUGAAAAAAUUUAUACACUUUUUUUAACUGAAAACAUUUGUAAAAAUUUUCCUAUAUUGUUAUCUUAGUUUUCCUUUAUUUUAAUUGUUACUGGAACAUUCAUGUGUCAAAAAACAUUUCUUUCGUGGUUUUAAAGUACAGAUUUAAAUUUUUAUAGCCAUAUAACUGACCACACUGUUUUUGGGGUGUCUUAGUUUUUGCUGUGCGUUCACCUAUAAAAUGUUCCAAAAUAUUUAAAAUUGUUCUAGAAUGUUCUAAAUUGUUCCAGAAUGUUUUAAAUUGUUCUAGAAUGUUCUAAAAUCUUCUAAAAUGUUCUGUUAUUUUCCAAAAUAUUCUAAAGUUCUAAACACUUCUAAUCUAUACAAGUUUUAAAUGAUUCACAGAAAAGUAGCACCUAUUAGUAGUAGCAGUAACAAGAUUAUAUAAGUGAUAAAACGUAAUUUGAAUUGUGGGGUGACCUUUUUUUACAAUCGAGAGGAAUUGAACAUGUUUUCUAAUAAAAGUUUAUUGAUUUAUGACAGAAGAUUAAUUAAUAUUUUUUUUCAAAAAACGUCAAAACGUCAUAACCCUAUUGAGCAGUCGUGGCGCAGUGGUUGCACACUUGUCUCAAGCAAAUGAUCCGUGGUUCAAACCCCACUUCUGGGAAAGUUUUGCGACAUUGGUUAGGAAGGAGGUGUGAACUUCCAAUUAAAUGCUCAUUCCCGGUGUUGUGUGAUAAGUCCAUAAAGACUUCUUUGGGCACCUAAAAUAAAAAUUAAAAAAAAAGUUAUUUUAUAUUUAUUUUGCACGGAAAUAGAACAUUUUGGAAUAUUUUAUUUUUGGUUUGUAAUGAACCAGAACAUUUCAAGUUAUUUUAUUUUUAU
Molecule: messenger RNA, 5628 nt
Organism: Hydra vulgaris (swiftwater hydra)
Lineage: Eukaryota; Metazoa; Cnidaria; Hydrozoa; Anthoathecata; Hydridae
Source: RefSeq, a predicted model, not a curated record